Messenger RNA from Trypanosoma conorhini, 375 nucleotides. Its product is annotated as RNA-binding protein. The record is from RefSeq and is a predicted model, not a curated record. The transcript has a single exon. Gene Ontology annotation, molecular function: RNA binding. The coding region runs from base 1 to 375 and encodes 124 amino acids. NCBI's taxonomy places the organism in Eukaryota, Euglenozoa, Kinetoplastea, Trypanosomatida, Trypanosomatidae.
AUGUCCUUUGACUCCCCGUACAAUCGUAAUGUCUACAUUGCAAGUCUCCCCGCCAACUACACGGAUGAGGAGCUCCACGCCUUGUUUGCCCCCUUUGGAAAAAUCCUGUCCACGGCUCUCGUGAAGGACAAGAACACAGGGCUCUGCAAAGGUUACGGAUUCGUGCUAAUGGAGCGUUUCCAAGAUGCGUACAACGCGGUGAUUGCCCUCCAGGGGCACAGCAUUGCCCACACACGCGUGCAAGUGCGCCUGGCCCGGCCAGAAGCCUCGGCAAAGAGGGUAUACCCCCUCAUGUAUCAGCAGGCCAUGAUCUACGAUGCGGUGUCGCCGACGUAUUUGCUCUUGCUCCCCCAACCGUACAUCAUGAGCCAGUGA